GUAUUCGAACUAACGUGAUCGCGACCCUUCAUUGGGAAACAUGGUUUGAACCACUGCUAUCAAUAGGAACUACUCGGUUUUACAUUGGUGGGGAUGGAACGAAUCUGCUCGGGAAUCGUUUACAUUCUUCAAUGGUGGGUGUUAGCGGUUGUUUACCCAGAUACUCCUUUUGGAAGGUCAGAGGGUCUGUUGGAGACUGCGGGCUCUUGCUUGUCGUCUACGCGCUGUCUGAUCCAGGAAGUUAUAUAAGUGCCGCAGCUGACAAAUCAUGGGAAUAGAAUCUCAAUUGAUGCACGAGUGUGUGAGUGCUGACGACCUGAGAGAAUUGGUGUAGCUGCUGCUGCGACCAUUUGCUGAGCUUCCGAACUCUGAACUGAUUGCAAGUAGCGCGCAAGUGUCGAAGAGGGGUAGUUGAUUUGAGAAUUCUCAAUCGGAAGCUUGGGAGGGUUUGGAAAUCAUGGUCCAGCUGCGACGAAACUCUAUUGCUUACUGCAUUUGUGUCCAGUUCUGAGCGAAAUUCCGAAGCGUUGUGUGGGUUAUCAUUCCAUUGAGAGAAUCUGAACAUCCGCGUCCAUUCUGUGAAAUCUGGACGAACGGCGUGUAGUUCUAGUAAUUGAGGGGUACGAUCGGCUUGCGUUGUCCUUAAACCAAAUUUUUAGAUUGGCAGUUGUGGCGACAAUAGUGAGUCGGAAAUAGUGAAAUUGCUGAGAAUUGAAGUUAGUCUCUUGUCUUCAUCCAACAUAUUUGGCACAAUGGCUGCAAUUCCAUCAAUUCGUACAUAUGGGAUGCCUAAUUCGCAAACAAGCUCAACAGUUAAACAAGACAGGAUUGAAUUCGGCGGAUCCUUCAUACACCGAGGCAUCACUCGCGCUCCUGCCCGUACCUUCUUCAAAAUUGAUCCAAUUAAGUCCCAAGUUUUUGGAAGAAAACCCACCAAGACCACAAAUAGAAUAGAAAAACCUCGAUACGCUGUCGGGUGUAGAGCAGCUCGAGACGAUUAUGGCAACUGCAAGUGUAUCGAGGAUGCCGUGACGCUAAUUGUGACAGACGCCUUACAACACUGUCUGGGAACGGAGAACGAUGCCAUGCGACAGAAAGUAAUCAACCAGAUGGGAAAGGGCUUGGCAGCCCUUAUUCGAGUGUCCACAGCAGUUGCAGCUGAAUCAACCGCACCAAUUCAAAUGGCAAUUCCGGAGUUCUCAACCAUUGCGGAGGACGAUCUCGAGCAGGUUCAGAGAAUGCUCAAGCUAACGUCUUUGCCGUUCCAGAGCACUUACGACCAUGACCUCAAUCACCUUAUGGAGAUCCUUCAGACCAGUGACAGGCAAGGGAGAAAGUUAAGAGCGAGUGAUUUGUCUCAGAUCUGUGAACGACUUGCCUCUGACAUGGUUCAGUGCUUGGGCCCUUUAGCAAUGUGUUUCAGCCAGCUCCCACUUUGGGCCAAGCACCGAGCUCUACUGCUACCCGCACAAAUGGCGAGUAGUGUGGCAUUCAACUUGCUUGCCGGUCCAGAUUCGAGGUGAAUGUCAUACAAGUUACCACAGGGUACGCGUCAACUGUACACAUUUAUAUGAGCAUUGAAGACAGAGAAUGACCCGCAAGACUGAUCACAAACAGAGCUAAGCGCUGCAGGAGCAUCGCCGAGGAACAUCGCCGAGGAUGUUGAAACUGUCAACAUGGAAAGAAGUGGUCAUUUCUGUGCUGUGGGAGGAAUUUUGUACAUGGCAACUAGUCCGAUCACCGAAGUAGUUCAAUCACUAAGUAUCAUUUUCCAAAACUGUUGGCUGAAAAGCAAAAUUCAGCCACAUGGACUUGAUUAAUGUUGGAAUGAAUUUAAAGCAUCGAUCAAAGCUUCGAAGACCUCCCAUCUGUAGCUUAUAAGUUACAAUGUAGCACACUAGAAUGCACAGCAGAACAAUUUCAACAAUUUUCAAGACAUACUGUUUCAAUCGAUCAUCACAAUUUCAUUGAAAA
Messenger RNA from Physcomitrium patens, 1974 nucleotides. RefSeq lists its product as uncharacterized. NCBI's taxonomy places the organism in Eukaryota, Viridiplantae, Streptophyta, Bryopsida, Funariales, Funariaceae. The record is from RefSeq and is a predicted model, not a curated record.